UCUCAUAGCGGAGGAUGAAAUGCUGCCCAUGUGACUCCAGGAACCCCAGUGGUCAGCUCGCCCACACCAUCCAAGACAUCCUCACCACCUCUGGACCGGACAGGUGGUGGCAGUCCAGCAAAGGGGUGAAUCCAGUCACUAUCCAGUUGGACCUCAAUAACUUGUUCCAGCUUGACAACCUGGUGCUCAGCUUCAAGGGUCCUCGUCCCAAAGCCAUGGUCAUAGAGAGGACACUGGACAACGGUCGGACAUGGCAGCCUGCUCUCUACUUGGCUGAAAACUGUGAGCAAGCUUUUCCUGGGAUCCAAACCACCUCUCCUCUGAGUCUAGACCAGACUUACUGCACCAGGCUGCAACCCCAUAUAAAUCCAUAUCAAGACGAAACAAUUGAGUUCAGCCCAUUACGUCAGUACACCUUUGCGCCGGUGUCUAACAGCCAGAAAAUAGAAGAUAAGUCCGGCUUCACGGGACUCCGCCUGACGCUGACUGAGUUGGGGGAUGUGCCUCGUUUACCGGGCAGAUCCCUCAGUAAGUUCUUCGCCCUAAAGGAAAUGAGAGUGAUGGGCACCUGCAUGUGCCAUGGACACGCGGACCGGUGCCUGCCAGAGGAAUAUGUUAACCCAAACUCCAACACCAUACAG
Cyprinodon variegatus (sheepshead minnow) is the source of this 641-nucleotide messenger RNA. RefSeq names its product laminin subunit beta-3-like. The record is from RefSeq and is a predicted model, not a curated record. NCBI's taxonomy places the organism in Eukaryota, Metazoa, Chordata, Actinopteri, Cyprinodontiformes, Cyprinodontidae. The annotation marks the transcript as partial. Gene Ontology annotation, biological process: cell migration; substrate adhesion-dependent cell spreading; basement membrane assembly. Gene Ontology annotation, molecular function: extracellular matrix structural constituent. Gene Ontology annotation, cellular component: laminin trimer. The transcript is spliced from 5 exons.